Molecule: messenger RNA, 904 nt
Organism: Moneuplotes crassus
Lineage: Eukaryota; Ciliophora; Spirotrichea; Euplotida; Euplotidae
Source: the annotation of a GenBank genome assembly
AUGUUCAAGAUUUCUUUAAAAUCCUGAGAGAAAUCAACUCAUAGCUCUAGCCGAUCAAGGCUAGGUAUCUUCUUAUAUAUUUUUUCAAGGUCGUCUAGUAGUAGCUGGUCUCCCUUCCAUUGCUUCUGAGGGACAAUCUUCUGUUUGAGCUUCUUUUUACCUGGAUUACUAUCGACAGAAUGAGUAUUACCGAACACCACCUUAUUCCUACUGAGAGGCAUAGCAUAUGUGUUCUGUGAAGCUUCUUCUUGCUGCUUCUUAUUACUGCUAUGCUGCCUAGUUUUGUUCUCCUUGCCUUUCCUCACAGAGUUCUUGUGAGGUUUACCAGCAGAAGAGAGGUCAAGCUCAAUAUUAUUUAGAAGCCUCUUCUUUCAUCUUAUUUUCUUUAUUUAAGCUUAUGUAUAAUUUUAUCUUUCUUUUGUAGCUCUUCCAUAUGAGUCUUUGUCAUGUCCUGGUUUUGGAUUUCAAGAUGAGCAAUUCUCUCGUUUAGUGAGAAUAUGCUCUUUUCCUUGUUAUCUGCUUCUAGUUUUAAAAUUUGAUUUUGUUCUCUCAAUUUCUGGACUUCUUCUCUUAAUUUCAGCAAUUCAUCCAUCUGGAAUGCAUUGGUCAUGAAGUCUCCAUUGCUGUUGAUAUUCUUAACAGAAUUACUUUUGACUGCAAUAUUUGGGUCGUAAUGCUGCGGGAUGAUAUUAUUCUGGACGUUUCUGUUUCUAUUUUUGAUUCAAAAUAUCGCUAAUUUUAACAUGGGACAAGUCAUUAUUGGGCUUUAAGUUAACUCUUCCUAAUUCGUUGAAAAAUGGAUCAUAGGCCCCUCUGGCACUCUCAAUUCCUCUCUUCUGAGCUUGGCUCUUAGGCCGAUGAGGGUACACAAACUCUGAGGAUGGAUUGUAGUCUAUCGUACGUA